UGUGAGCUCACUGGCAGCUCAGGAGACACAAGGGCAGUAGAGGGUUGCAGGCAUUGUGGGGAGAUUGAUGCAGACUUCCUUUCCAUUACAGCAAGUAAAUCAAAGGAGAUAAGAAGUUUAAUUAAAACCAGGCUUCCUUGCUUGUCAGAUAAAACAGUAGUACUGCAACCUCGCAUCCUUCCGGAAACUUCUGAAGCUUGAACGCCAAGACAGCCAUGGCAGCCGCCCACCGUCUAGUGAUCGUGCGUCACGGGGAGAGCAGCUGGAACCAGGAGAAUCGCUUCUGCGGCUGGUUCGACGCGGACCUCAGCGAGAAGGGCACGGAGGAAGCCAAGCGCGGCGCCAAGGCCUUGAAGGACGCAGGCUACCAGUUCGACGUGUGUUACACCUCCGUCCUGAAGAGGGCGAUACGCACGCUCUGGGCCAUCCUGGAGGGCACCGACCAGAUGUGGCUGCCGGUGAUCCGCACCUGGAGGCUGAACGAGCGCCACUACGGGGGUCUGACUGGCCUCAACAAGGCUGAGACUGCGGCCAAGCAUGGGGAGGAGCAGGUCAAGAUCUGGAGGCGCUCCUUCGACAUCCCACCACCCCCCAUGGACAAGGAGCACCCCUAUUACCAGAACAUCAGCAUGGAGAGGCGCUAUGCAGGGCUCAAGCCAGGUGAGCUGCCCACCUGUGAAAGCCUGAAGGACACGAUCGCUCGGGCGCUACCCUUCUGGAAUGAGGAAAUCGCCCCGCAGAUCAAAGCGGGCAAGAGAGUGCUCAUCGCUGCCCAUGGCAACAGCCUGCGAGGCAUCGUCAAGCACCUGGAGGGCAUGUCUGACGCUGCGAUCAUGGAGCUCAACCUGCCCACUGGCAUCCCCAUCGUGUAUGAGCUGGACGCAAACCUGAAGCCCAUCAAACCCAUGCAGUUCCUGGGAGACGAGGAGACAGUGCGCAAGGCAAUGGAGGCUGUGGCAGCACAGGGCAAGGUCAAGAAGUAGAAUGGAGGCUCAAACACAACACACACCAACCUACACAGAAACACACAGGCACACACAAUCAGACAGGCAUACCAUACAAACACAACACACACACCAACCUACACAGAAACACACAGGCACACACAAUCAGACAGGCAUACCAUACAAACACAACACACACACCAACCUACACAGAAACACACAGGCACACACAAUCAGACAGGCAUACCAUACAAACACAACACACACACCAACCUACACAGAAACACACAGGCACACACAAUCAGACAGGCAUACCAUACAAACACAACACACACACCAACCUACACAGAAACACACAGGCACACACAAUCAGACAGGCAUACCAUACAAACACAACACACACACCAACCUACACAGAAACACACAGGCACACACAAUCAGACAGGCAUACCAUACAAACACAACACACACACCAACCUACACAGAAACACACAGGCACACACAAUCAGACAGGCAUACCAUACAAACACAACACACACACCAACCUACACAGAAACACACAGGCACACACAAUCAGACAGGCAUACUAUACAAACACAACACACACACCAACCUACACAGAAACACACAGGCACACACAAUCAGACAGGCAUACCAUACAAGCAGGCACACAGACACAAACGCAGACACACACAAUGUGACAAACAUAUACAAACAGACACACUGACAUAUACACACAGGGACACAGACACACUAUACAGAUCCUUUAUAACACCUCCUUUUUAAGAUAGUUUGACCAUUUGCCUGCAGGUUCAUCUGGACAGUUUGGGACAGCUCUGUUUUUUGGUUCUUAAAUCACAAUGCAGUCUGUUAGUUGUGGUGGUCAUGCAUCUCUAAAGAAAAAAGAGAGACAGUUAAAAUGCACCUGAAUACAUCAGAAUACCUGAACUGCCACAAACUGUCCCUGGAGUCAUACUGUCACCCAAACUGUGAUGCAAUAUAAAGAGGCUGAACCCGCCACAAACUGUCCCAGUGAAUCUGGAGUCAUACUGUCACCCAAACUGUGAUGAAUUAUAAAGAGGCUGAACCCGCCACAAACUGUCCCAGUGAAUCUGGAGUCAUACUGUCACCCAAACUGUGAUGAAUUAUAAAGAGGCUGAACCCGCCUCUGCUGCUUGUCUUUCUAAUGUGAGGUCAGCUAGGGGUGGAUAAAGCUGUUUGGAUUUACUUCACUUUCUGUACCUGAUUCUUCCCAAUGUCCACGACAAUGAAAUAAAGGUUCAUUUGACAAA
Molecule: messenger RNA, 2236 nt
Organism: Acipenser ruthenus (sterlet)
Lineage: Eukaryota; Metazoa; Chordata; Actinopteri; Acipenseriformes; Acipenseridae
Product: phosphoglycerate mutase 2
Exons: 3
Coding region: 216-983 (255 amino acids)
Biological process (GO): glycolytic process
Molecular function (GO): intramolecular phosphotransferase activity
Source: RefSeq, a predicted model, not a curated record